ACCAAAGAACCCAAACUCUCUCGUUUUCUCUGUGAGGAAGAAGAAGAAAAUGGGAACACUAGAUAUAGAAUCAUACCCAAAACCACAGAAAGAAGAAGGUGUAGAUGAAGAUGAAUUAUCACCAAUUGAAGAAGUUAGAUUAACAGUAACAAACACAGAUGAUCAUACACUACCAGUAUGGACAUUCAGAAUGUGGUUCUUAGGAAUCCUUUCAUGCGGUUUACUAUCAUUUCUCAAUCAAUUCUUUGCUUAUAGAACUGAACCAUUAGUUAUAACCCAAAUUACAGUUCAAGUUGCUACACUACCAAUUGGUCAUUUCAUGGCUAGGAUAUUACCAGAGACUAAAUUUCAUAUACCUGGUUUUGGUUCUAGAGAUUUCUCAUUGAAUCCUGGUCCGUUUAAUAUGAAAGAACAUGUUUUGAUUUCGAUAUUUGCUAAUGCUGGAAGUGCUUUUGGGAGUGGUUCUGCUUAUGCUGUUAGCAUUGUUAAUAUCAUCAAAGCUUUUUAUCACAGGAAUAUCUCUUUUCUUGCUGGUUGGUUGCUCAUUAUCACUACCCAGGUUCUAGGAUAUGGCUGGGCAGGGUUACUAAGGAAAUAUGUGGUGGAGCCUGCUCACAUGUGGUGGCCCAGUACCUUAGUUCAGGUCUCCCUUUUCCGGGCACUACAUGAAAAAGAUGAGGGAAGAACAUCAAGAGCAAAGUUCUUUGUGAUUGCACUAGUUUGCAGCUUUAUGUGGUACAUAGUUCCUGGUUACCUGUUUACAACUCUGACGAGCAUCUCAUGGGUGUGUUGGACAUUCUCAAAAUCAGUCACUGCACAACAGCUUGGUUCUGGCAUGAGAGGUUUAGGACUUGGGGCAUUUUCGUUUGACUGGUCUACCGUGGCUUCCUUCCUGUUUAGUCCUCUGAUAUGUCCUUUCUUUGCAAUCAUGAACGUUUUCGCCGGUUAUGUUAUGAUCAUCUAUAUUGCGAUCCCAUGUGCCUACUGGGGUUUGAAUUUGUACAACGCCAAGACAUUCCCUAUAUUCUCUUCACAUUUGUUCACUGCUAAGGGAGAGAUUUACAACAUAUCGGCUAUUGUGAACAACAAGUUCGAGAUUGAUAUGCCCAAGUACCAAGAACAAGGCCAUAUUAAUUUGAGCAUGUUUUUUGCACUCACUUACGGGUUCGGAUUCGCCACCAUUGCUUCAACCCUUACCCAUGUAGGCUUCUUCUAUGGAAGGGAGAUCUAUGAACGGUUUAGAUUAUCAUACAAAGGCAAAAUGGAUAUCCACACAAGGUUGAUGAAAAGGUACCCAGAAGUGCCAAACUGGUGGUUUCAUGUCCUCCUCGCCGCAACAGUUGUUGUUUCUCUUUUAUUAUGCACGGUCCUGAAAGAUCAGGUGCAAAUGCCAUGGUGGGGCCUUGUUUUCUCCUGUGCCCUUGCAUUCAUUUUCACUCUUCCCAUCAGCAUUAUAACUGCAACCACAAACCAGACACCGGGACUAAAUAUCAUAACAGAAUACGUAAUGGGUAUAAUCUUACCUGGAAAACCAAUUGCGAACGUCUGCUUUAAAACGUACGGGUAUAUGAGUAUGGCUCAGGCUGUUUCUUUCUUAAAUGAUUUCAAGCUGGGCCAUUACAUGAAAAUCCCACCAAGAUCAAUGUUCCUUGUUCAGUUCAUAGGAACCAUCAUAGCUGGAACAAUCAACAUUGGAGUUGCAUGGUGGCUACUGACUUCUAUAGAGAACAUAUGCCAAGAUGAUCUCCUACCACCAAAUAGUCCGUGGACAUGUCCAGGCGACCGAGUUUUCUUCGAUGCGUCUGUCAUUUGGGGUCUAGUCGGACCAAGGCGCAUUUUUGGUCCUCUUGGCAACUAUCCAGCUCUGAACUGGUUCUUCCUUGGUGGUGCAGUUGGGCCAAUUUUGGUUUGGUUCCUCCACAAAGCUUUCCCUAAGCAAUCAUGGAUUCCCUUGAUUAACCUUCCGGUGCUUUUAGGAGCAACAGCUUCAAUGCCACCUGCAACAACUGUGAACUACAAUUCUUGGAUUCUGGUCGGAACGAUUUUCAACUUUUUCGUGUUUAGAUACAGAAAGCAAUGGUGGCAGAGGUAUAAUUAUGUUCUUUCGGCUGCGCUUGAUGCUGGAGUUGCUUUCAUGGCUGUUUUAUUGUACUUCUCAGUAAGCAUGGAGAACAGAAACUUGGAUUGGUGGGGUACAAGAGGUGAGCAUUGCGAUUUAGCAAGAUGUCCAACCGCCAAAGGUGUCAUUGUUGAUGGUUGCCCUGUUUAUUGAUUUCUCAAAUAACUAUCAAUUGUUCAUAGUUAUCGAUAGAUGCAGUAUAAUAAUAUCUUCAAUUGGGUUUUCAUUGUUAAUCUUCAUUGAAAUCUUAUGAAUCUAUUAAGCAAUAUAAAGUGUGGAUUUCACUUUACCAGUUCACUACAA
Messenger RNA from Papaver somniferum (opium poppy), 2422 nucleotides. RefSeq names its product oligopeptide transporter 4-like. NCBI's taxonomy places the organism in Eukaryota, Viridiplantae, Streptophyta, Magnoliopsida, Ranunculales, Papaveraceae. The transcript has 6 exons. Gene Ontology annotation, biological process: transmembrane transport. Gene Ontology annotation, molecular function: oligopeptide transmembrane transporter activity. Bases 50 to 2272 code for a protein of 740 amino acids. The record is from RefSeq and is a predicted model, not a curated record.